This is a messenger RNA of Lentinula edodes (shiitake mushroom), 1354 nucleotides long. RefSeq lists its product as uncharacterized. Lineage: Eukaryota; Fungi; Basidiomycota; Agaricomycetes; Agaricales; Omphalotaceae. The transcript has 9 exons. The coding region runs from base 125 to 1237 and encodes 370 amino acids. The record is from RefSeq and is a predicted model, not a curated record.
AGCCUGGAGGAUUAUUGGCAAUCAAAUUCUUCGUCAACGCGUCGGAUACACGUAUAAAUCCAAAGCAGAAUAGGAUGAAGCUUUCUUACGGAAACUAGGAGAGCUUUUGAUUUCGGGAUUCUGGAUGAAGACGGGUAGGGAAAUAGCGGAGAUUCUAUUGUGUAUCGUUGAUUUACCUACGUUCAUACCUCUGGGAUAUACCGAGGAGAUUGCCACGCGACUCUCCAUACACACAUACCUAAUGAAUCAAAUGCGAGUUCGCGUUUCAACUUUUUUCCCUUCGCUCACCCUUCUUCGUUGUGGUCGAAGAGAGAGAUUCUUACUUUCUUCUAUUAAACAAAGCUUGCCUGGGCGUAAUUUUUCCAAUACUCACAACCUCUCCCAGGCCAUGGCGCGACGCUUUUCAACAGACUUUCAACGCGAUGCCUCGGAGCAUAACACUUUUGUACAGGGCCUGGGCAGCAUUGGCACCGACUCAGGCCAAGUGAUUACUGGUGGACGAGCAGGAGUUCUACGGAAGCCAAAUAUUCCAGCGUCGACACCGAUACAAACCCCGACACGGAGCUCUAGCUCACCGAAACAACAUCGUCCUCUUCAAGACAAUGCUCCGGGUCCCGUGCGCCAGCAAAGAUUCUCCAAUGAGUAUAGACCGUAUUCUUUCACGUCAAACAAACAUAAGGAUAAAAGAAAAUCCUCUUACUUGGAACGAAAUACAUCGGUAUCAACUCAUUUAGACAAAUGGAGAACGGAAAUUCCAACCAGACCUACGACUCAAGUACCCAUCCUUCCGAUCAUUCGUAUUACAACUGGCCCCGCGUCAGCGUCAGCAGUGUCGCAGAAUUCGACAAGAAUUUUUUCGAGUGGUCGUACCCCUUUCGAGGCCGCUAUGGAAAAACUCAUGGACCCUGACGAAGCGACUGCAUCGGUAGCAAGCAGCAAGAGAGCUAUUUCGGAUAAUUGGAGACUAGGAAUUUCAACGAAGCCAACAACCCAAGUACCUAUUCCUCCCAUCAUUCGUAUCACAACUGGGCCUGCAGCCUCUGAAGCGCCGCGGAAUUCGACGAGGGGCUACUCUAGCGGUCUCAGUCCUUUCAAAGCCGCUAUGGACAAGUUGAGGAACCCAGAUAAGGCCGCCCAAAAUGCACAGAUGGCACCUCCACAUUGCAACAGCUCACAACUUGCUCACCCACCUUCUCCCAAUGAGGGAGUGUUUAUUCCAACGAAAUUCGCAAAAUGAUUACCCGUCUUCACUUAACGAUAUGAAGCUCAUGCUGAGAAUACGAGACACAGUCUGUGCCUUCCCGCACAUCAACGACAUCCCCCACAGCCUUGAUGAUAUGCGCAAGUUCAAGUU